GCCGAAAGAUACGAAUCUAUGAUUAAGAAUUUCUUUCCCCUUCCAAAGAAAGCAUGGAAAAGAAUCGUCGGCGUGAGAAAUGGCGGGUGUGUGUGUGUUUCUAACUCAAAGAGCACGUUUUUGGGACACUGUUAGUUUAAAAUAAUAAAACGUAAAACCAUAGUAAAAUUUAAAAAAUAAUAAACAAAGUAACACUUUUUGUAGUCCUAAGUAACUUUUAAAGCUAAUAUUCAGCUUAGCACUGUUCGUUUUUCGCCCACAAAUAUACCAUAGCACGAUCCCAUUGAAUGGAAAAUCAAGAUGAAGAGGAGGAUGUCAACUUCUGUAUCUACAAAGACAGAACCUAAAAGGCAGAGAUUAUUUACUCACUGCUUCCUCCCCAUGAUUCUUUUGCUAUCUGCUGCCUUCUUCAUUGGAAGUGCAUUUAUAAUCACAGACUAUAAAGAGAAAAUUCUAGGAUGGGGGUCAGUUAUGGUUUUGCAGUACUCAAGAUCUAAGAUGUGUGAGACUCAGUGCAGGGCUUAUGGAAGUGAAGCAUUACCUAGAGGAAUCAUUUCUGAAACAUCUGACUUGGAAAUGCGGCCAUUAUGGGGUGCGCAGAAUAAGAAGAAGCCAAAGUUGUCAAUGAACUUGUUAGCCAUUGCAGUCGGAAUAAAGCAAAAAGAAAAUGUCAACAAGAUGGUCAAGAAGUUUCCAGAGAGUGAUUUCGUUGUGAUGCUUUUCCAUUACGAUGGCAUUGUGGAUCAGUGGAAGGACUUAGAGUGGAAUGACCGUGCUAUACACGUGUCUGCUGUCAAUCAAACCAAGUGGUGGUUUGCAAAGCGCUUCUUACAUCCAGAUAUUGUUUCGGAGUAUGCCUACAUCUUCCUCUGGGAUGAAGACCUUGGAGUUGACCACUUUAAUGCUAAAAGAUAUCUUUCAAUAAUUAAAAAUGAAGGGCUUGAAAUAUCUCAGCCAGCACUUGAUCCCGAGAAGUCAGAGCUGCAUCAUCCAAUUACAGCAAGGGACAAAAAUUCUACAGUACACAGGAGGACGUACAAGGUGAUUGGUAGGACAAAGUGUAACGAAAACAGCACUGGUCCUCCUUGCACAGGAUUUGUAGAAAUGAUGGCGCCUGUUUUCUCCAGAGCAUCUUGGCGCUGUUCAUGGCAUAUGAUUCAGAGUGAUCUGGUUUUAGGAUGGGGAUUGGACUUUCAGCUUGGUUACUGUGCACAGGGUGAUCGGACCCAAAAAAUUGGAAUUGUCGAUUCUGAGUACCUUAUUCAUGAUGCGCUUCCCACGCUUGGAGGCUCAGCAGAAAACAAGGUAUCAUCACCUUCCAGUGAGUCUGGUGGAAGAUCUGAGGUUAAAAAGCAAUCCUACAUUGAAUUAGAGAUCUUCAAAAACAGAUGGAAGAGAGCCGUAAACCAAGAUAAUUGCUGGUCUGAUCCGUAUGAACAGUCGACAAAAAAACAGAAGUAAUGCUCACAUAAAGACAUGGGUCAGAGGAAAUAUUUGGUUCUUGAAGGGCAUGUAAAGGGUCACGAAUACGGCAUUUUCAAAACAAGGAAUACAAUAGGAAGAAUUAUACUUCAAAGCAUCUGCGGAAUAUUUGUCUUGAACUAUAGAUACAUGGAAUUUUAGCAAUUUUUCAUACCCAGAAACUGUUAAAGCUUCUUAUUGUAGCAAACCCUUUCAAUUCCAGUUAUUUUUUUAAAA
Messenger RNA from Gossypium arboreum, 1698 nucleotides. RefSeq lists its product as uncharacterized. The record is from RefSeq and is a predicted model, not a curated record. The coding region runs from base 301 to 1461 and encodes 386 amino acids. Lineage: Eukaryota; Viridiplantae; Streptophyta; Magnoliopsida; Malvales; Malvaceae. The transcript is spliced from 14 exons.